Molecule: messenger RNA, 3873 nt
Organism: Ostrea edulis (European flat oyster)
Lineage: Eukaryota; Metazoa; Mollusca; Bivalvia; Ostreida; Ostreidae
Product: D-beta-hydroxybutyrate dehydrogenase-like
Exons: 8
Coding region: 3103-3819 (238 amino acids)
Source: RefSeq, a predicted model, not a curated record
CAGCUACAUGUGUAAUCUUAAUUAGAUUGAUGUAUAUUCAAUAGUAUUACGUGUAUAUUCAAUAGUAAUAUAUUCAAUAGUAUUACAUGUAUAUUCAAUAGUACAUUUGUAUUAUAUUCAAUAGUAUUACAUGUAUAUUCAAUAGAAUUAUAUUCAAUAGUAUCAUAUUCAAUAGUACAUUCAAUAAUAUUAUAUUCAAUACACUGACCUUCAGAGUACACAUUAUCUCACUUUGUGGUAUCAUAAUGAAUACCAUGAUGUACAAUAGAAGUAGCCUUUUCCUAAAAUAUUUUUCCUCAAUUUAAAUCGAAACAUGCCUUCAUUACUUUGUGGAAAUUGGUAGACAUAUUUCAACGUUAUUUUAUACGCAACAAAAACCAGAAAAUAUAGUGCUUGACAAGAACAUCACCACAAUUUAAAAUAAAGUUAUUUUGUAAGGUCUGGGAUCUUUCACAAGCAGAAACAAAUACCAAGCAUUCGAAUUUUCAGAAGUACUAUUUUAGCUGUAUUCGAUACCAUAUUCAAAACACUUGGCCCUGCUUGUUAGAUUAUUCAAUCGAUUUGAUAUAUCACUGUGAGCUCGAAAUAGAGGACACCACAGAGUCGUCCAUUUCUGCUUCAUACUUAGAUAUUUUAUUGAAAGUAGACAUUAACGGCAAACUGAAAACUCAACUGUAUGACAAACGGGGUGAUUUCAGCUUCUCCAUCGUCAACUUCCCAUAUUUAUGUAGCAAUAUUCCAUUAUCACCUGGAUAUGGUGUUAAUAUGUAUCAACUGAUUCGAUAUGCAAGAGCUUGUUCUGGGUAUAGUCAGUUUUUAAAUCGAGGUAAGCUACUGACAAACAAGUUGAUGGUACUGGGGUUUCAACAGUCCCGAUUGAAGUCAGCAUUUCGCAAAUUCUAUGGUCGUUAUAACGAUCUAGUUCGUCAAUACAACCUAUCAUUGGGUCAAAUGCUGUCUGACGUGUUUCAUACCGAUUGUUAAGCCAUUCUUGACACACUAAUUUUGACUGCGGACAACUCCGUUUACAUGAUCAGGAUAUAGGACUCACGGCGGGUGUGACCGUUCAACAGGGGAUGCUUACUCCUCCUAGGCACCUGAUCCCACCUCUGGUGUGUCCAGGGGUCCGUGUUUGCCCAACUAUCUAUUUUGUAUUGCUUGUAGGAGUUACGAGAUUGAUCACUGUGCGUUAUCUUCACCUUGCAUUGUCGUCAUGUAUAAAAUAUUUUUAAAUGAAAUGUUACAGUUCUUACGGUUUCUAUACGGUCACCAUUGUAAGUGUGUGUACAUGUUUGAGCAUGUUAUAUUAGUUAUAUUACUUGACGUUAAACUGUUCAUUGUUUGAGGUAAAAUAUACUUAUUAGGAGAGAAAAUUGAUUCUCCCCUUCAGUCCGAGUUGCAUUCCGGAUAAUCUUCGAAGCGCAGUUGAGAGCAUCUCGAUGCAUCUAAAUUGUCCGAAUAUAAUCGAUAUAAUUUUUAUCAAUACGUAUUUUAAAAUACACCAGAUUAAAAUGUGGAAAAUGAGCUGUAGUGUCUCUUUCAAGAUACAUGUAUCUAUCUAUCUAUCUAGAUUUAAUUCAGUUUUUAUUACCCCUUAUUUCACUCGAUAAUUUCAAUAUGUUGAUGUUCUGUUUGUUAUCAGGUUGUGUAGCUUAGUUUAAGUGUUAAUUUGCAUUUCUAUUUAGUUUUCUAUCUAUGUAAAUAUUCUAUCGUUCUGAAGAGAUUUUUAGGUAACCCCGAUAAUGACACACACACACACACACACACACACACACAGAGAGAGAGAGAGAGAGAGAGAGAGAGAGAGAGAGAGAGAGAGAGUUUAACUCUUGUAUAAACAUAAAUAUCUAAUACAGAGCCCAUAGGAAUAUUCACACAUAUAAUAUAUAUAUACACAUACCCACUUCCGCGCCUAUCUGUUGGGAACAUACUUUUUGACGACGGUGGAAUUCUCGUUACGUUGACCCAUUUUCUACUCGGUCAUAUAUUGAGAUAGGAAAUUCGAUACAGUCAUUUGAAGUAUAUUUAUGAGAAUCAUGAUACAAGAUAAAAAAAAAUGCAUUUUAAAUAUUUCAUAUCAAGCGCAGAAAUUACAAUUAGAAUUUGAUUUUACAUGAAAAAGUGAAGAUAACGAACAGUCCAACUCAUCACUCCCACAAGUAAUACAAAAUUAAGAGUUGGGCAAACACGGACCCCUGGAAAUACUGUACCAGAGGUGGAUAUUUAUUGAUUUCAGAAAACUUCGUCACUCCGUUCGAUAUCAUAAAUGAUCUUUUUCAUUUCUUAUUUACUGAACGCUUUAUAAAAGGUCAAGUACGGUAUUUUUGUUUCCAUCACAUUAUGAAUUGCUAAAUUGAACCAACUGGGGGGAAAAUAACAUUUAACUUCCGGUGUAAACAUCCGUUUUUAUAAGAUAAAACGUUAGUUCUUUGCCAUUCUUUUAAUGCAGCGUUGUAUAUUAAAAUAUAUUACAUACAAGGAAAAAUUAUACAUUGGAAUAAUAUUCUCCCUCUAUUUGUACAUAAUGUUUACACGUUUAAUAUGAAGUUAACUUUACCUUGUUAAUCUUGCCCUACUUCUCUACAUUGAAAUUAAACCUCUAUCUUAGUAUUGUGAAAACGAUAAGCGGGCCUUGAUCUACACGUACUGUUACACAGCUGUUAUAGGUAGGCAAUAUUUAUAUGAAUCUGGGUUUGAAUUUAAAAAAGAACAGAACUAAUUCUAUUCUGAGGUACAUAUUUACUUGUAGUUUAUAUUUUUACGGGUCAGGCAUUAAACAUGACUAUGCAUAUAUGACACACUGAAAUCUAGCUUCAUGGGAUCACAAACAGAAGGUGUGUAAGUUGUAACUUGUAGUUAAUUCUCGAGUUACCUGCGACGUAGCGAUAUUUGGAGACUACCUUUUCCGUCUUCUACAUGUCUGUCCGUCGUUAACUACACGUGUGAGCGUCAUUUAAAACAUAUCAUGGCCAUUACAGAAGGCUGGUAUUUACAUUAAAAUUUCCAUUAUAUAGCCAUGUUCGUAACUGGGAAAGCAGCGUUAAUAACCGGGUCAACCAGUGGGAUUGGACAAGCCACCGCCAAACUUUUGGCGUCCAAGGGAUGCUCCGUUAUUGUUACGGGUUCAAGAUCACCAGAAAACGCCAAGGACGUCUUGCAGGAUAUUCAGAGCACGCAAGUCGAUUUAAGGCUGUCGGUAAGGUACACUACAUUCAAUGCGAUCUCCGGGAAAGUAACAACGUUCUAAAUUUAUGUAAUCAAGCUGACCAGCUAUUCCCCGAGGGAAUCGACAUCCUUGUAAACAAUGCCGGCAUACAACAUGUAGCUCCUGUUGAUGAGAUGCCUCUUGAAAAGUGGAACGAAUUGAUACAUGUGAAUUUGACAGUUCCAUUCAUGCUUAGCAAACAUGUGAUACCAUCAAUGAAGAAAAAAGGCUGGGGGAAAAUCGUCAACGUUUCGUCCGUCAUGGCAAUGAUGGCUCACUACAAUAAAGCCCCGUAUAUUUCGUCUAAGACAGGACUAGUUGGACUUACGCGGGCAGUGGCCAUGGACACAGCAGCCUUUGGGAUCACAUGCAACGCCAUUUGUCCAGCAUGGACAGACACACCACUUGUAGCACCUCAAGUGAAAAUGCAUGCAGAAAAAACGAAGAAGUCCAUUGAAGAAGCUAAGAAAGAUUUGUUCACAAAUGCUACACCGACACGAAAAAUAAAUGACCCUUCCCAGAUCGCUGGUAUGGUUCUCUUCUUGUGUUCCCCGGAUGCUGAUAAUAUGACAGGAACCGCCGUUCCUAUGGACGGGGCAAUGACAGUGCAAUGAAUCAAACCAAUUUCAUCAUUGAGCCAUUAUUUCAAUACCAAAGUUGGCAUCAUC